Quercus robur (English oak) is the source of this 564-nucleotide messenger RNA. RefSeq lists its product as uncharacterized. The transcript is spliced from 2 exons. Lineage: Eukaryota; Viridiplantae; Streptophyta; Magnoliopsida; Fagales; Fagaceae. The record is from RefSeq and is a predicted model, not a curated record. Gene Ontology annotation, molecular function: hydrolase activity. Bases 34 to 564 code for a protein of 176 amino acids.
AAGAGUUUUUACUUCUUAGACAGAGAGACAGGCAUGGAGGGGAUUGAUCAUAGGAUUGUGAGAGCCAAUGGCAUCAAAAUGCACAUAGCAGAAAAAGGACAAGGCUCGGUAGUACUAUUCCUCCAUGUCUUCCUUGAGCUUUGGCACUACUGGCGCCACCAGAUUCGUGCUUUGAGCUCACUUGGAUACCAUGCUGUAGCACCAGAUCUCCGGGGCUUCGGUGACACUGAAGCACCAACUUCCAUCACCAACUACACCUAUGAUCACAUUGUCAAUGACCUUGUUGCUCUCAUUGACUCUCUGAGUGUGGAGCAAGUGUUUCUUGUGGCACAUGAUUGGGGAGCCAUCAUGGGUUGGUACUUGUGCUUGUUUAAGCCUGAAAGAGUGAAGGCAUUUGUGUGCCUUAGUGUUCCAUUCACGCCAAGUCUUCCUUAUACUGACUUUGGCCUCGGAGAUGUUGUGGCAGGCACCACACCAGUGACCACCUCAAGGGAGCCAUCUUACCAUAUUUGCAAAGACGCAGACGAGGACUCAACUCCAUCUAGAUGCACUUACAAAUACUGA